Molecule: messenger RNA, 6546 nt
Organism: Panthera uncia (snow leopard)
Lineage: Eukaryota; Metazoa; Chordata; Mammalia; Carnivora; Felidae
Gene: NUDT7
Product: nudix hydrolase 7
Exons: 4
Coding region: 57-773 (238 amino acids)
Biological process (GO): nucleoside diphosphate metabolic process; coenzyme A catabolic process
Molecular function (GO): manganese ion binding; acetyl-CoA hydrolase activity; magnesium ion binding
Source: RefSeq, a predicted model, not a curated record
CACUCGGCAGAGCGCGAGCUAGGAGUUGCGGUGGGGAAACAAACUUUGCCCCGGAGAUGUCUCCAGCUCGUCCUUCCCCGGAGCCUGUCAGAAACAGUCUGAUAGAUGAUGCGAAGGCCCGCUUAAAAGAGCAUGAUGCCGGGACCAGAUAUUCUCAUUUGUCGUAUGACAAAUACUCCGUCCUUUUACCGUUGCUGGUGAAAGAAGGAAAACUCCAUUUGUUGUUCACCCUCCGGUCAGAGAAGCUACGCAGGUCUCCUGGAGAAGUUUGCUUUCCUGGAGGCAAGUGUGAACCCACAGAUGUGGAUGAUGUGGCCACGGCUGUCCGGGAAGCCCAGGAGGAAGUGGGGCUGUGCCCCCGUCAGGUGGAGGUCGUCUGCCGCCUGGUGCCGUAUCUGCUUGAGAGAGAUACGCUGAUAACCCCCGUCGUAGGAUUUAUAGACCACAAGUUCCAGGCCCAGCCCAAUCCCGAUGAGGUGAAGAAGGUGUUCCUGGUGCCUCUGGAAUAUUUCCUGCAUCCGCGGGUCUACCACCAGAGUCACAUGACACUUUCUGGCCACGAUGUUGUUGUUCACUGCUUUGAGUACAGACAUCCGGAAGAUGGUGUCACCUACCAGAUCAAGGGAAUAACGGCGAAACUCGCCCUGUUCGUUGCCUUAAUUAUUUUGGGGAAAAAACCCACCUUUGACGUUGAAUUUAAUCUCAGCGAUCUAAUGUCAUCCUCUGAAGAGAUCUUCCUGAAGCGGCAUAAACGUGCUACAAGCAAGUUAUGAUUUGUGAGACGAACAUCCAAAUAACUAAAAGGAUUUGGUGUGUGCUUAUCCAUAAGGACAGCAAUAACGCCAGCUGUCAGAAAUGGACGGGCACGAGUAUCGUUCCCACGGUAUGAAGGUAAAAGAUACCUUGCCUUUUUCCCACUUGCCCUGUAUUACCCAAAAGAGCAAAACAUCCUUCAAAAGUGGAAAAAUGUGAGGGGCGCCUGGGGGCUCAGUCGGUGAAGCAUCCAACUUCAGCUCAGGUCAUGAUCUCAUGGUCUAUGAGUUCGAGCCCCACGUCAGGCUCUGUGCUGAUGGCUCAGAGCCUAGAGCCUGCUUUGGAUUCUGUCUCCCUCUCUCUGCUCCUCCCCAGCUUGUGCUCACACACACUGUCUCUCUCUCAAAAAUAAAUACACAUUAAAAAAAAUUUUAAAGUGGAAAAAUGUGUUUAUAGUGUUGCGUAAUUUCACCCACAGUUUGUUAAUAAUACAUUUUUUAAUACUUAUAAGAAAAAGUAUCUGGCAUAUAGUAGGUAUUUAAUAAAUAUUUGUUGACUAUAUGACCAUGUGGUAUUGAUCUUAUUCUUAGGAGGUAAUAUAUCCCUUUCUGUGUUGUUACAUGUGACUAGAAACUUCAAACCACCUGUCAGAACCUAGUCGCCUUCUCCUCACUGGCAGCAGAGUUGAAGCUGAGCUCCGAGCUUCCCAGGAAGAAACAGCAUUACCCAGGACCCCUCGUAGUUAAAUGUGGCUCCGGAACUUAACCUGGGCCAACGGGAUGUGAGUGAAAGUUGACCUUGCAGGCCAUCUCCAAUUAAAAAAAAUUUUUUUAAUGUUUAUUUACUUUUGAGAGAUAAGGAGAUAUAGAGUGUGAGCAGGGAAGGAGCAGAGAGAGAGGGAGACACAGAAUCCGAAGCAGGCUCCAGGCUCUGAGCUGUCAGCACAGAGGCCGACGCAGGGCUCGAACUCACGAACCUUGAGAUCAUCACCUGAGCCGAAGACGGACGCUUAACUCGACUGAGCCACUCAGGUGCCCCUAAGGUCAUCCCUGAUUUAAAAGAUAAGCCAGCUUCCUCGGACUCUAGUUCCCCUUUCCGAGGGCCACAACACGGAUUUAUCUGCAACCCAGCCUUGACCAUACAAAUGAGGACAAUUCUGGAGGGGGGGGCGGCAGCCCCAGAGGUGGUAGGAGUUUGGAUCUCUAAAUGACUCUCUGUGGCAAAGCAACCUGUCACCCUGCACUGUGACAUGAGGGGAGAAUUAAAAUUCUGUCAUUUUUCUGCCACUGUUAUCUGGGGUCAUUUUGUUAAAGCAGAGCUGUUCCCCUAAGUAAUCUACUGUAAUACUUGGAAAUAGCCGGCUGGAUAGUCACCCAAACUGGAAGGACUGCCAGCAGUUAGAAGUUGCAACGAUCUGGUGUUGAACGUAUGGGUUCUGUGACAUGCACAAGAUGCCCGGGGGUAUUGCCUGGUUUGGCACUCAUUAUCCAGAGCAACUGAAAAGAAGGAAUCUGAGGCCCCUAUGUCCACCAAUCGAGAGAGAGGAUGUUCUCUUGUCUUAAGAUGAUGAAAGCACAAAAACACUGGUCUUGAGCACCAGCCCCAAAUCCAAAGUCAAAAAGACAAACGUCCUGAAUUGCAUGCCUUGAGAUCUACCACUUCUUACAUGGGAAUCUCCAGACCUCAUGCUUCGGAGGCAGCAGGAAAUCUCUUUAAUCAUGGUAGCUGUCUUGCACGAGGCCAAGGACACCAGUGUGCAAAGCAAAAUGACCUCAAGUCCGUGAUGGCAAUUUCCCGUCUUACUGGCAGUCGCCGGAGGUAUAGGAAACCACACCAGUUGUAGGAAGACUCUGGGAUAGCUGAAAACAGAAUGCCCACGCCAAAGCCACCAAUCAGCCACACAACUGCCCAUCGCCUCGGAGUUCUUCUUGUCUGCGAGCUGGCAGGGGAAAGAUACCCGAUCUGGUGCCUCAUCCCCAGAAACAUUGAAAUGGCAUAGAUCUGGCUCCAACCUUGAAAGCACAUGCUGGGUAAGCCUCCCCAUUAACAUGCAGUAGCUGGCCCCGCGUGAACAGGCCCACACUGUUGCCGAACAAUUACAGAGGCAUUUGCGAACGUGUAUUUACAAUCUGACAGCAGUGUAAUCGCCUGGUAGAUUCUUGAGCCCUCUGACCAUGCAGAAAGCCGCCUCUCUGAACUGUUUGUUUUCGUGAACCCUGCAGGCCUGCCUGGUUUCUAAGAGGACGUGGCCCGGCCAAAGUCUACAGUCUGAAGCACGCUCGUGGCCACCCAAUUUAAGGGGCCAAAUAUUUAGCACUGGAGGUAUUACCCAACCCUGAACAUACACCUUUUUUUAACGGUGUAUUUUAUGACAUCUAUAUUCGGGAUUCCAGGGAAACGUCCUUUGGUUAAAAGGAACAGAAGUCUAGCAAAUCUGGCUCAAAGGAAAGAAGGUAUUGGGAGGGUACAGAUCUCAGGGAGUCUGCAAAACCACUGAACCAGUCAACCUCAGGAAGCUUCGCAGUGGGGAGGGAGCAAGCCCAGCUAGCCACCUCUAAAGCAAGAAGUUGUAAACCUUCCUUUUUGCAUCCUGUUAUUUACUUUAGAAAAUUUUUUUUAAUGUGUGUUUAUUUUUGAGAGCAAGAGAGAGCACGAGCAGGGGAGGGGCAGAGAGAGAGGGAGACAGAAUCCGAAGCAGGCUCCAGGCUUGGAGCUGUCAGCACGGAGCCUGACGCGGGGCUCGAACCCACAAACCACCAGGUCACGACCUGAGCCGAAGUCAGACGCCCAACUGACUGAGCCACCGAGGUGCCCCGCAUCCUGUCAUUAUUGUGACAAUAACUGCCUGUUUGAGUUGACUGAUACAGACAUAGAAAAGCGAGAGGCCCUCACUGCAUCCACCUCUGGUUUCUUGGAGGAAGCUUUGUUUAAUGGAGCUUGGGACACCUGGCACGUUUCCAGUAACCUGUGGAUACGUUCAAGGGCAGGGGUCAGGGUUGGGACCACAAAUGUACACAUCUCCCUAAGUCCCCUGAGUCAGCAGGCAGUGGGUGGGAGCACUUCAGAAGAAAGUGGGCUAGGUGGCCAUCCCCAAACAUCUAGUGUCUCUGGUCCCUGAAUUCUGUGGAUUGUGCCAUCCAGACAGUCAGCUGUCUCCUUCUUUGCAUCCCUGCAUCCUUGGUAAGCAAGUGGCUAAGAGCCUUGAGUCUGAGAGUCAGGAUGCCUACAUUUGAAUCCCAGCUCCAGCAUCAGCCUAUUUGGUGACCUUUAGCAAUUACUCGUACACUCUAUAGGCCUCAGUUUCCUCUUCGGUAAAUGGGAGAAGUCAACCUUUUGUUUUAGGUCUUUUGGAGGGUUUAAAGGAGUGAAUACAUGUGACCCCUUUACUCACAGCACAACCAGAUGCUCGGAACAAGCAUCUGGCUAGUAAUUAUGGCGUUCUAACUGCAAGGUUAUAUUGUAACAAUAAUGUCAAGUAUUGUCCUUUCUCUGGUUCAGAACAUCAUCAUUUUCCUGUACAGCGGUGCCUGCACUUUCUUGGUUCAUCGUGAGCACCCGUGGCCUCUCAGUAAUUUUUUCACAACACAAUAUAGGCCAAAAGAAACCCCUAAGACUUGAAUUUGUUAUGUCGUUCUAGCCAAACAAUCUAGUAAGUGUUUAUGUCCUACUAACUUGGUAGCUAUUUGAACAUAAACUAUAUACUAGAAAAAUACUGUUUUUUUAUUUUUGUUUUUUAUUUAUUUUUGAGAGAGAGAGGGAGAGAGAGACAGAGCAUGAGCAUGGGAGGGGCAGAGAGAGGGAGACACAGAAUCCGAAGCAGGCUCCAGGCUCCAAGCUGUCAGCACAGAGCCCAACGCUGGGCUUGAACUUACGCACUGUGAGAUCAUGACCUGAGCCGAUGUCACUGAGCAAAGAUGCUUAACCGACUGAGCCACCCAGGCACCUCUAGAAAAUACUGUUGUUUUUUAAGUUUAUUUGGGGGGGGGGGUGAGGGGCAGAGAGAGAGGGAAAGAGAGACUGAGAAACCCAAGCAGGCUCUGUGCUGUCAGUGCGGAGCUCGAUGUGGGGUUCGAUCUCCCAGACCAUGAGAUCAUGACCUCAGCUGAAAUCAAGAGUCAGACGCUUGACCGACUGAGCCACCCAGAUGCCCUUUAAAAUACAAUUUUUAUUUGAAUCUUAUAACCACAUUUGCUUACUAAUGGGAUAUGUGCAUACUAGUUGGGCAUAGAAAUAGAUGAAAGAUUCAAAUACCGCCAUGUGGUAGGAAUAAACACACAGACACAGAGAAGAGGGAUGGAUGCCUGACUCAGAUUUAGGACCCAGGGAAGCCAUCUCAGAAGAGGUGGUGGCUGAGCUGAGCCUUGAUGGCUGAGUGAAUGGGGUGGUGGUGUUGUUGAGGGGAACUAACAUUAAGUGCCUGUUACAUAUUUGGUCCUUUACUUUGAUUACUCAUUUAACCCUCACACCAAAUCUCUGCACUGAGGAUUACUCCUAACUCCCAGUUUAUUUUAUUUUAAAUUUUUUUAAUGUUUAUUUAUUUUAGAGAGAGAGAGAGACAGAGUGUGAGCAGGCGAGAGGCAGAGAGAGAGGGAGAGACAGAGAAUCUGAAGCGGGCUCCAGGCUCUGAGCUGUGAGCACAGAGCCCAAUGCGGGGCUCGAACCCACGAACUGUGAGAUCAUGACCUGAGCCGAAGGCAGAUGCUUAACCGACUGAGCCCCCCCAGGCGCCCAUACCUCCCAUGUUAGAUGAGGACCACAGAAGUUAAAUAUUUGCCCAUGAUCGCACGAUUCAUAAAUGGAAGAGGCAACAUCCAAACCCACACGUAUGAAUUUCGGACCCUGUGCUUUUUCUACUGUUACCCACUUACUCCAAGACAAGGCUCGUUUCAGAAGGACACGGGCAAGAAUAGAAGGUUAAAUUUACGUUUCCCUUGAUUCGCUCUGUCUGAAAGGGAAGACAACACAAACAAUAAAUUGGAGGGGGAGCAGUGUUUAUUUUUGCCAUCAUCGUGUCCUCCCGCUUACUCAGCUGGCGGUGCACACAGUGAAAUGACUAAUUAGCUAGGAUGAUUUUAAUUAAAAUGGAACCUACCAAUUAAUAAAUGAAAGUGCUGGCAUACUUGCUAAUUUAACAACUCUGUCCGUGGUGCCAGCUUUUCAGUUGAAGAACCGAGACGGGGAAACAUUGCCUUCACCCCUGAGACAAGACGAUUAAAUAGAACUCAAGUCGUGUUCUUGUUUCCAGUUGGUUUCUUAUCUGAGAAUAGCACAGCUUUUGAUAAGAUCAUCGGAGUGAUCCUCACUCAGUCCAGUUGUCUUAGAUGUGGUGUGCGGGGUCGCCGAUGGGGUCUGUGUGUACACGGCAUUCGGGAUUCUUGACUGCCUUGCCAUCACCCCUCAGUGCCUUCCCGUUGUUGAACAGGACUCAGACUUUGAGUUCAUUCCCGGGUGCCCACUGCCUCGACCACCCACGCUACGUCGUGGCACGGACACAUGGAUAUUGCCCUGCGUUGGUUAUCUGUUGAAUAUGUGUGUAUCUGUGUGCUUAUUCCAGCCAUGACCCUGAAAGGGACAGAUCAGCAUUCCAUGAGACCUCUCAGUCUGACUUCCCCUGGCCCUAAAGGAAGCAGGGAUGGGGGCAGCUGGGUGGCUCAGUCGGUUGAGCGUCCAACUCUGGCUCAGGUCGUGAUCUCACAGUUUGUGAGUUUAAGCCCCACGUCGGGCUCUGUGCUGCCAGCUCAGAGCCUGCUUUGGAUUCUGUGUCUCCGUCUGUCUCUCUACCCCUCUCCUGCU